This is a messenger RNA of Trichoderma virens Gv29-8, 1425 nucleotides long. Its product is annotated as UDP-N-acetylglucosamine:dolichyl phosphate N-acetylglucosamine-1-phosphate transferase. The transcript has 2 exons. The record is from RefSeq and is a predicted model, not a curated record. Gene Ontology annotation, biological process: dolichol-linked oligosaccharide biosynthetic process; protein N-linked glycosylation. Gene Ontology annotation, cellular component: membrane. Gene Ontology annotation, molecular function: UDP-N-acetylglucosamine-dolichyl-phosphate N-acetylglucosaminephosphotransferase activity. NCBI's taxonomy places the organism in Eukaryota, Fungi, Ascomycota, Sordariomycetes, Hypocreales, Hypocreaceae. Bases 1 to 1425 code for a protein of 474 amino acids.
AUGGCUCCCUCCGGCUCCCCGCACGCCUCUGCGGCAACAAGCCUCUCCCGCACCGAAACGCUCAGCCUCGCCUCCCUGUCCGGCGCCUCGCUCGCCAUCCUCGCCAACACCUUCCACGGCGACGGCGAGCCCCUCAUCGCGUCGCUCGCGCUGUCGCUCAUCGCCUUUUCGCUAUGCUACGCCAUGAUCCGCUGGCUCGGGCCGACGUUUAUCAAGGCCGGGUUCCGGGGCCGCGACCUGAGCAAGGUGAACGGCGCGGAGCUGCCUGAGUGCAUGGGCGCGGUGUGCGCUGCCGUCUAUCUCAUUACGGUUAUUAUCUUCAUUCCGUUUCCUUUUUACAAGGACAUUGUGGCGGCGACGAGCGGAGGCGGGAAUCGAGAUGUCGUGGUGGAGAUACAUCAUGCGAAUGAGGGACGGUUCCUGCACCGAUUCCCUCAUAACAAGCUCGCCUCCUACCUAGGCGCCAUCAUCUCCCUCCAAACCAUCGCCCUCCUCGGCAUCGGCGACGACCUCUUCGACAUCCGCUGGCGUCACAAGUGGUGGAUCCCAGGCCUCGCCUCCAUCCCCCUCCUCGUCGUCUACUUCGUCGACUUCGACGUCACCUCCAUCGUCAUCCCCGUCCCGCUGCAGCCCUUCCUCGGCGACCUCUUCGACCUCGGUUUCCUCUACUACGUCUACAUGGCCUGCGUCGCCAUGUUCUGCCCCCAGAGCAUCAACAUGCUCGCGGGCAUCAACGGCAUCGAAGUCUCCCAGUGCAUCGUCGUCUCCCUGCUCAUCGCCUUCAACGAUUGCCUCUACCUCUUCACCCCGUAUCCUCAUCCCGCGACAGACUCCCACCUCUUCUCGCUCUACUUCCUCCUCCCCUGGAUCGGCGUCUCCGUCGCCCUGCUCGCCCACAACUGGUACCCGGCAAAGGUCUUCGUCGGCGACACCUACUGCUACUUCUCCGGCAUGGUCUUCGCCGUCGUCGGCAUCCUCGGCCACUUCUCCAAGACGCUCGGCCUCCUGCUCGUCCCCCAGCUCUUCAACUUCCUCUACUCGUGCCCUCAGAUCUUCGGCCUCAUCCCCUGCCCGCGCCACCGCCUCCCCAAGUUCAACGCCCGCUCCGGCCUUCUCGAGCCCUCCGUCACCCCCUGGUCCCCCGAUCGACAGCCGCACCCUCUCGUCGGCAAGGCUCUGCACCUGUUGCACCGCCUGCGCCUCCUCCGCGUCACCACCGACGAGGCUGGCCUCUUCGUCGAGACGAGCAACCUGACGCUUCUCAACCUGUGGCUCGUCUGGCGAGGCCCCCUGAAGGAAAACCGCCUCGCCUGGGAGGUGACCUUGCUGCAGCUGGGUGUCGGCCUCUUUGGUCUCUUCGUCAGGCAUAAGCUGGCGCUGCUCAUCUUUAAGGAAGACAACUGGGGCAGCACAGGACAGCAUUAA